AUGAUUAAUCUACAGGAGUUUAUCAAAUCUUUUAACGCCCAGACGCAGUAUCAAACCGGCAUGGUAGUAACAACCGUCAUUACCUGUUAUAGCGACAGGUCGUUUACGUUUAGCGUAAAAUCGCCGCCCGCGGCAGUUUUACUCAAAGCCGCAGCGAAGAUUGCGAAAGGCUCAGGUGAACCUAACCGAGACAAGGUUGCCUCUGUCACAAUGGAUCAAAUCCGCGAGAUUGCGCAGACGAAAUUACCUGACUUAAAUACAACAGAUUUAGAUGCUGCAAUGCGGAUGGUAGAAGGCAGCCGCUCGCAGUAUGGGGCUUACAAUUGGAUAGCGAGGCUCAGUCGUAUGACGAGGCGCAUGACCCUUGCAUACACAUAA
This is a messenger RNA of Geodia barretti, 378 nucleotides long. The record is from the annotation of a GenBank genome assembly. NCBI's taxonomy places the organism in Eukaryota, Metazoa, Porifera, Demospongiae, Tetractinellida, Geodiidae.